Psylliodes chrysocephalus is the source of this 1143-nucleotide messenger RNA. NCBI's taxonomy places the organism in Eukaryota, Metazoa, Arthropoda, Insecta, Coleoptera, Chrysomelidae. The record is from the annotation of a GenBank genome assembly.
UUUGGUACAGAUACAAUAAAAUUACUAAUCAACAUAAAAAAUUAUGAAACUAGAAGAAAUUUUAUGAAGUUAUGUCUGCUAUUUCCCAUUUAGCUCUCGCUCUUACUGGAUUUUAUUGCCAUUUUUAUGUAAAACAUAACGUGUAUCUAUUUGCCCCUUCUGCAUUUUUGGUUGUAAUAAUUAAUUCACUAGUGAGCAUAUGGCAACUGUUAGGACAACCUUUUUCGACACAAAAAGUAAACAACAUUUAUAAUAUUACGUCUGUCGCUCAAGAAAUCCUAUUUUUACCAUUAGUGACGUCUGCAGUUUUGACUAAAUAUGAUUUUUUAUUCGACAUGGUAUUUUGCAAUAUUAUACUUUCUAGUAUACCGGUUCUUUUUUAUAUUAUUGAUAAAAACGAAAUAGGCGAAGAUUUGUUAGACGGUAUCACAAUUCUGAAUUGUUUCAUGUUGGGCCUUGUUUCAUUCAUGUUUUCGAAUCUAUUUGGAUUAGCUGCCAGUGGAACAUAUGCAAUGAACUACUUCCAUAUAAGAAAUUAUCAAGGAACCAUCUUUGGAUUUAGCGAAACCGAUUUAUAUAACUAUGUGUUGUGUGUAUUUGCGAUGUGUAGUGUACAAGCUAUCAAGUAAAUUAUUAUUUUUAUUUUAAUAAGAAUAAAUUCUUCAAAAAUUUUAUCUAUUAUUGUGUAAGUAUUCAUAAUUCUAAGAGAUUGAUGUGUUUGCUCUUACAUUUUGUAACAACCUACUUUGACUAAAGCAACUGAGAAGACUGCACUGUUUUUUAUUAUUUGGUUAUAAAAUAAAACAAUAAAACUUCUUUUAUUUUCGAAAUUUCAUAGUAGGUAUAACUUUUACAACACAACACUAGACUAACUAUUGUUGUAAACUUAGUAAAUCACUAUUACUCAAGAAAAUUUAUCACAGCUUUGUCAUUGUGUAAUUUUAACUUAAAAAAACAAAUUUUGACAUGGCGGAAGCACGCCUAUUUAAUAAACACGAUGUUGGUCUUUGGAAUCAGGGUUGGUUGGAAUGAGAAUUGUAUUUUGCCGGGUAGUGAUCAUUCGAAUGGUAAAUUCAUUAUUCGAAUCUUUUGAAAUGUCUGAAAUUGUAAUAAACGAAGAAAGAUCUAUUUUAUACUAUGGGA